GCUGCAGCCACAGCUCACGGGGGAGCAGAGGAGGGUCGGGCAGGGGCCGCAGGGGCAGCAUGGCGGCGGGCAGCAGCUCUCCUCCGGGCAGUCGUCCCCCUGCCAGGAAGACUCCUUCCCUCCCUCGUCCCGCCUCACCCUCGCCUCCUCGCCAUGGCCGCCUCCACCCUGUCCCUGUGCUCCAGCGACCUGAGCUACGACAGCCGGGUCUGCCUGCCCGCGUCCUGCGACUCCUGCCCCGAGUCUUCCUGGCAGGGGGACGACUGCCCGGAGGAGAGCUGCUGCCCGCCACCCUGCUGCCCCUGCGGCCCCUGCCCGACCCUCCUCUGCUCCCCCGUGAGCUGUGGCUGCGGCCCCUGCCAGCCGGCCUGCCCCUGCGGCCCCUGCCAGCCCGUGUGCUGUGUGCCCGCCUGCUGCCAGCCUGUGUGCUGCAAGCCUGUGUGCUGUGUGCCCGCCUGCUGCCAGCCUGUGUGCUGCAAGCCCGUGUGCUGUGUGCCCGCCUGCUGCCAGCCCGUGUGCUGCAAGCCCGUGUGCUGUGUGCCCGCCUGCUUCGAGGCCUCCCCCUGCUCAGGCCCCUCGUGCCGCCCGCCCUGCUGCAGCCCCUGCCCGCCCGCCUGCUGUGGGGGGUCCCCCUGCCGGCCCUCGUCCAGCGUGUCCCUGCUGUGCCGCCCUGCGUGCUGUGCCCCCGCGUGCCCGUGCCCGUGCUGCUCCUCCAGCGUGUCCCUGCUGUGCCGGCCCGCCUGCCCCCGCCCCUGCCCCGCCUGCUGUGAGUGAGGCCACCCUGUGGUGCUGAGAGCCGAGCGCCCGCACCGCACCCCCAGAUCCCGCUGGGGUCUGUGCCCCCCCCCCCCGUGCCCUGGGAGCAGCUCACCCGCUCCUGCAGCACCCGCACCCCUGUCCCCGUGCCCUGACCCCAGUGACCCCAGGCUGGGGGGGGGGCUCAGGCCUCUGGUGUCGGCCCCCUUGUGCCCCGGCCAGUCCUGACCCAGGGGGCUGCCCCCUCAGGACGGGGCCCCAUGUCUGCGCUGUGCUGACCGGACCCCCAGCCCCUCCCCGUCACCUGUCCCCCUCUGGUCACUUGUCACCCCAGCAGCCCUCUGACCCCAAUAAACUCCUGGCCACCCGA
Molecule: messenger RNA, 1126 nt
Organism: Erinaceus europaeus (western European hedgehog)
Lineage: Eukaryota; Metazoa; Chordata; Mammalia; Eulipotyphla; Erinaceidae
Product: keratin-associated protein 10-8-like
Exons: 2
Coding region: 154-774 (206 amino acids)
Cellular component (GO): keratin filament
Source: RefSeq, a predicted model, not a curated record